CCAAACAACUUUUGUUUCUCUUCCAUCUCUGCACUUUGCACCUACCUUCUUCCUUCCUUCUUCAGUUAUCUGUUCCUCUCACUAUCCCCAUUUCAUUUAUGCAUUUCCCUUUCAUCCUCAUAACCCCAUUUUAAUACCCAAAUCUGGUCCCCCUAUGUAUACUCUAAUCAAAUCCAUUCACAUGUAAUGAACAUAUUAAGGUUUUUUUUUUUUACUGUUUCAGCUUUUGGGUGGAUGGCCUGCUUGUGACUGGCACCGAACUUUCCCCCUUAUAAAUUCUCUCUCUUGAGUUUUCCUUUCCUUCUCUGCAAAACCAUACGUUUCUAUACACAAAAACAGAGAGACAGAGAGACAGAAGCAGAGCUACAUGUAACUAAUCAUGGAGGUGGAAAUUUCUGUCAAUUCCGAAGGGCCCAUUUUUGUCCUUUCCUUUUUGUAAUCACUGAGACAAAACUAAAUGAUAUUUCCAUCCUUUUUACUCUGCAAGCUGUGACCCGUUUGUGGAACAGAGUUGUUCAUCGUGGUGUUUAGUUUCCCAGAAUUUUGUGGGAUAUGGCCGGAAAUCUUCCUGGAGUAGAGUGUGCUCGAAGAAGAAGGUUUCAUCAGAGCGGAGUUUGGUCCGAUUCACCCUCCUCCAUAGCUUCUCAUACUUCCACUAGACGCUCUUCUUUCUGUUUGUACACUAGCAACCAUGAAUCUCUUUCUUCUUCCUCUUUACUGCAAAGAAACUUGAUUUACCAGGCAUACCCACAAGAAGUGCUGGGAGGUGCAGCUAGAGAAGCCAAACAGAGAUUGGAUGAGAGAUUUGGAACACAGAGGAAAACAGAGAAUAAAAGGGAGAAGGUGAGAAAUGAAGCAGAGUUGCAGAUAGAGGUAUAUGGGUCAAAGAAAAAUGGAAGCAGAAGAUUCAGUUGGGGAAAAUUGAGCUGGAAGGCUACAGAACAAGAAGAGUGUGCAGUGUGCUUAGAAUCAUUCAAGAAUGGUGACACACUCAUAAAUCUUCCAUGUGCACACAGGUUCCAUUCAAGGUGUUUGGAGCCAUGGCUGCAAAAUAAUUCUCACUGCCCUUGUUGCAGAACCACCAUUAUCUUUUCUCACUAGGGUCUUCCCCCAAGCUUUUCAUCACUUUGUCUAUAUCUGCAACCUUCUGAACUGUUAAUUUUGUUGGAUGUUGGGAAUUUUUUUAGGGCUUUGUUUCUUUGGACAAUGUGUGUUUGUAGUCAAGUGUGAGCAUUAAAACUGGCCGUUGAUAAACAAUGAUGAUGGUCAGGUUGAGCAUAAAAGUUUGUUUU
This is a messenger RNA of Neltuma alba, 1292 nucleotides long. RefSeq names its product probable E3 ubiquitin-protein ligase RHY1A. Gene Ontology annotation, cellular component: nucleus. Gene Ontology annotation, molecular function: ubiquitin protein ligase activity. Gene Ontology annotation, biological process: ubiquitin-dependent protein catabolic process. The transcript is spliced from 3 exons. The record is from RefSeq and is a predicted model, not a curated record. NCBI's taxonomy places the organism in Eukaryota, Viridiplantae, Streptophyta, Magnoliopsida, Fabales, Fabaceae. The coding region runs from base 553 to 1101 and encodes 182 amino acids.